AUUAUAAUAAUUUUAGAUAUUCAAGUUUUAAAAAAUUAGAAUUAAAAAUAAGUGAUACUUGUUGAUUACAAUAUUAUACUGAUUUUUGUAUUAAAAAUAUAAAACCUUUUUAAGCUUUAGAAGUGAGUUAGAAAUAUUAGUAAAGAAAUAUAAUGAAAAUUGCUAUUGAAGGCUGUGCUCACGGUGAGCUUCAGCAAAUCUAUAAUACAAUAGAAUUUAUUGAAAAACGUGACAACAUAAAAGUAGAUUUGCUAAUAUGCUGUGGAGAUUUUCAAGCAACACGAAAUAAUGAAGAUCUUUUAGCAAUGGCAGUUCCACCAAAAUAUAGAUUAAUGUGCAGUUUUCACAAAUAUUAUACCGGAGAAUUAGUAGCACCAGUUUUAACUAUAUUUAUUGGUGGAAACCACGAGGCUUCCAAUCAUUUGCAAGAACUCAGUUAUGGUGGUUGGGCAGCACCCAAUAUAUACUAUAUGGGUUUAGCUGGUGUAAUUAAUGUUGGCGGUAUUCGUAUUGGAGGAUUAUCUGGUAUUUAUAAAUCAACUGAUUACAUGCGAGGUAGGUAUGAAAAACAACCAUACACUGAACAAACAAAAAGAAGUAUAUAUCACAUUCGACAAUUGGAAGUAUUUCGAUUAAAACAAUUGAAACAACCAGUUGACAUAAUGUUAUCUCAUGAUUGGCCACAAGGAAUAGAAAAUUAUGGCAAUUUAAAACAAUUACUUAAAUACAAACCUUUUUUUGAAACAGAUAUCAAAGAAGGCAAAUUGGGUAGUAAACCUGCAAGAGAAUUAUUGGAUGAAUUAAAACCAAAAUACUGGUUUUCUGCUCAUCUUCAUUGUAAAUUUGCUGCCAUAGUAAACCAUACAUCAAAUGAUAAUGAAGAAAUGGAGAAAAGAUUUACUAAAUUCUUGUCACUUGACAAGUGCUUGCCAAAAAAAAGAUUUUUACAGAUUUUAGAUGUUCCUCAUGAUAAUUCUAAAUCAAUUGAUUUAAUGUAUGAUCUUGAAUGGCUGUCAAUUUUGCAUCUUACGAAUCAUUUGUUAAAUACUUAUAGUAACAUGUAUUAUUUACCAGGACCUACUGCUUCAGAAAGGUAUGAUUUUACACCAACUGAAGAGGAAAAGACAGCUGUUCUUAACAUGUUCUCUCAUGACUUGAGAAUCCCAAACAAUUUUAUUACUCUUGAAAAUUAUAAAUCGAAUACAAAUCCUCAGACUACUAAUUUUUGUGAGAAAUUAUGUAUAGACGACCCUCUUGCUUUGUUAUUAGGACAAUGGUCUCGUUCUAAUUUAACUGAAAAUGAACAUGAAAUGGAUUCUACAUUUUCAUCAUUUUUAAACUCUACUGUGUGUUCAAAUAAUGAUGACGAAAUAGAAGAUAAGUCUUCAGAAAAAUUAUCAAUGUCUCCAUUUAUACUACCUGAACCAAAAAAUGAUAGUACAUAUUCAAAUAUUAAUGAAAAUUUAUUUUUGAAUAAUUGCUCUAACAUCACAACACCAAAUAAAUCUAUGGAAAAAUCUGAUGAAGACAUUCAACAAUCACAAGAUGCCGAUGUAAAUAUUGAAGUAAAUAAUAUAACUACUAAAACAAAAUGUUUAAAAAGAAGGAAUUAUCAACAAACUCAUGACAAUGACUGUGAAUAG
This is a messenger RNA of Rhopalosiphum maidis (corn leaf aphid), 1643 nucleotides long. RefSeq names its product lariat debranching enzyme (gene ldbr). NCBI's taxonomy places the organism in Eukaryota, Metazoa, Arthropoda, Insecta, Hemiptera, Aphididae. Gene Ontology annotation, cellular component: nucleus. The transcript is spliced from 8 exons. The record is from RefSeq and is a predicted model, not a curated record. The coding region runs from base 153 to 1643 and encodes 496 amino acids. Gene Ontology annotation, biological process: mRNA splicing, via spliceosome. Gene Ontology annotation, molecular function: RNA lariat debranching enzyme activity.